AUGAGUGCAAUUACGAAGAGCAACAAAAAUGAGAUUAUAGUGGCAGCAAACAGGAACGAGGAGACGAGUGAUAGAGAGCAAACGUUGACAAAGCGGGGCCGGGGCAGACCAAAGAAAAUAGAAAACGAGAAGAAGGAUAGCAGUAGGAAAAAUGAUAUAAGAACGUUCAUGCAAAGGGAGAAAGAAAGUAAGGAAAUCGGUUUUGCAAAAAGCGACAAAUUAAUACAAUCGCCGUCGAAGAAGGCAGAUGAAAUGAUGUACGGGAAAAUAGAGGUCGACGACGACGAAGUAACUGAGGAAAACGAACAAGAAGAGGAGGGGAGCGAGAAAGAUGGUGAAGAAAAGAGAGGAGAAAAUUCGGCAGAAGACAAGAGUGAGAAAACAUGGAACGAGCAUGAGGUAAAAGAUGCACAGAAGCUGAAUGGUAAAGCAGGUCAAGACGAUAAGGAAGAAAAUGAAGCAAGGCGAAAACAAGACCGAGGGACGGAUGUAGACACAGGCACGAGCACGGAUACGAGCGAGGAUGAGAGGAGUAGCGUAGGAGAGGAAUUGAAGAAACUACAGGAUAGAAUGGAGAAGAUGGAAGAGCAAAGAAGAAUUUAUGCACAAGCAGUAGAACUAGCGAAAGAAAUGGUAAGACUGGUAGUGGAGAAGUUUGAUAGAAAAAUGUCAGAGUUGAUAAACCAAAUGGUAGAAAAGGCGAGAGAGCAAAAAGAGAGGUUGGAGAAGGAAAUAGAGAAAAUGAAUAGAUGCGGCAAGAGUAGGAGGGAGGAGAGAAAGGAGACAAACGAGAGCACAAAAAACAAGAGCAAUGAAAUGCAAGAAGAGGAAACGGCACAACGAGCAGACGACAAGCAACAUGUAACCACGGACAAGAGCGGCGUGGACGAAGAGAGAACUAGAAGUGCAUAA
This is a messenger RNA of Phymastichus coffea, 912 nucleotides long. RefSeq lists its product as uncharacterized. The record is from RefSeq and is a predicted model, not a curated record. Lineage: Eukaryota; Metazoa; Arthropoda; Insecta; Hymenoptera; Eulophidae. The transcript has 2 exons. The coding region runs from base 1 to 912 and encodes 303 amino acids.